AUGGAAAGAAGCGAAAUUCGAAUGAUUGCUAUCGACAAUCAACAUGUGUAUGAUGAACAAGAACAGACAUUACAACGACAGAAUAUUGAAUUACAUGAUCGUAUAAAACGAUUCGAACGACAAUUAGAAGUACUAAAACAAGAUCAACCAAAAGAUCAUGAUAAAGAAUUAAUUAAAAGAGCUUUAGCUAAACAAGCAAGCAAAGAUGCUAUUGAAUAUCAAAAAUUAUUAAAACAAAAAAAUCAAGAAAUCGAACAAUUAAAUAUUCAACUUGAACAAUUGCCAAAAUUCAAUAUUUUUGAAUUAGCUCUACGUCAAGCAAAUAUUGAAAAAUUAUAUCUUGAACGACGUCUUUUAGUUUCAACAACCUCAUCAUCACCAUCCUCAUCCUCAUCAACGUCAUCAUUAUUGCUGAAGUUGAGAACAAAUGCGCCCGUAAGUCAUCAAGUAUCAUAUUUAAAAAAAUAA
This is a messenger RNA of Rotaria sp. Silwood1, 468 nucleotides long. The record is from the annotation of a GenBank genome assembly. Lineage: Eukaryota; Metazoa; Rotifera; Eurotatoria; Philodinida; Philodinidae.